ACUGAACAAUCUUUCUUGCCAUUGUGAAGAGCAGGCCUUAUCAUCGUUUGUCACCGAGAACUCUCUCCAACUCUCUCCCCGAUCAGGCCACCGUGUGCGCGCCAGUACGACUUUUGUGAAUCCAACUCGACAAUCGAGACUUCAGACUUCUACACGCUAUCCACGUAGCAAACAAACUUUUCUGUUUGAAGCGUCGCAACUCAGCCAUGGCUGCCGCACUACAGUACUUCCCCAAGGCUUCGGGCACGAAGCCCCCGCUCAUCGCCAACGAGAACGCCUUUCUGGGCGACGUAUCGACCUCAACCGACGAGGCAGCACCCAUAACAUCCGGGUUCUACCGCCUAGAGAAGGGCACCCCGCUCGUCUAUGAGUACACGUACCACGAGAUGAAGAUCAUCAUCGAGGGCUCCUUCCAGAUCAGCGACGAGGCCGGCAACAAGGUCGACAAGGCGGUCGCCGGCGACGUCUUCUACUUCCCCAAGGGCAGCAAGAUCACGUUCACGACCGAGGACUAUGGCCUUGCCUUUUUCGUUGGGCAACGCAAGAACGGCACGGCGUGAGUAGGGGUGAAAUCGGAGGGUUUCUUUUUGUUGGAGUGGCACUGCAAGAAUCGGGUGGAGGGGAGUGAGUGGGCUUUUGGGGAGAAUUUAUGGCGAGGUCUUGAAAAGAGCCAGUUGACGUCUCUCCUUGGGUUGAAGCGGUGUAUAGCAAUAAUGCGGAGUGAGGCAUGACAAUGAUGGCAAAUGUUAUCUUUAUGCCGAGACGGCCAAAUCAUCAUGCAGAAAGUCUAGGCUUCGCUCAGCUACCGUCAUUGAGUAACGAGAAUAUUUGAGUAUAGUA
Messenger RNA from Microdochium trichocladiopsis, 840 nucleotides. RefSeq lists its product as uncharacterized. The transcript is spliced from 2 exons. NCBI's taxonomy places the organism in Eukaryota, Fungi, Ascomycota, Sordariomycetes, Xylariales, Microdochiaceae. The record is from RefSeq and is a predicted model, not a curated record. The coding region runs from base 207 to 560 and encodes 117 amino acids.